This is a messenger RNA of Cucurbita pepo subsp. pepo (vegetable marrow), 2253 nucleotides long. Its product is annotated as RNI-like superfamily protein. Gene Ontology annotation, molecular function: protein binding. NCBI's taxonomy places the organism in Eukaryota, Viridiplantae, Streptophyta, Magnoliopsida, Cucurbitales, Cucurbitaceae. The record is from RefSeq and is a predicted model, not a curated record.
CAGAUAUUUUUACAAAGUAACACAGAAAAUAACAUAUAAUUUUGAUCUGUUCUUGGUGGCUGAAUGCCGUGAAAACGCCGUCUCCGCCGCUAUUUCUCCUCUUCCGCCGUACAAUUCCGGUGUCCGUCUUCCUUCGUUUUCAUGGCUGAAGCUCCUUCGCUGCUCUUUCUAUGCACAGCCCUAGUCAGAGACGAGAUCGUUCGAAGGGAUGACGUUCCACCGGCUGUCUAUGACCUUCCUCCCGACCUGUUGGAUACCCUGGCUUCGCAGCUGCCACCGUUGGCUUUGCAGAAUUUACAGUCUGGAAUGCCAUUUGAGCUCCAGAAUGAAGAUGAAUAUGAUAAUGAUUGCCCUAAGGAUGGGCGGAAGCGCAGAAGGUACUGUAAUUUUAAUGUAGCGUGGAAGAAGAAUUUCAAUUUACGAUGGUCAAAGCUAACUGAUACUAUCCAGGCUGUUGAUUGGCAGCAGAUGUAUUGGGAGAGGCACUUGCAAAGUUGCCUGGAUGAAGCGGCAGAAAUAGCCUCAGUACCAUCUUUUUCUAAAUGUAUUGGAGAAAUAGAGAUGUCAGAUUCUAUGCUGAAAUAUAUUGCCAGCGAAGGAUCUGUUCAUUUAUGGUGUGGAAAGUAUAGAAAACUAAGCUAUCAUUGCCAACAGUUUGGGUGCUAUGCUCAAUGUUUGAGCCUUCAGAGUAUUCUCUGUGUUUCAGAAAUAUGUCAUCUAUUAAGGAGCUGCAGGUUGCAGACUUUGGUAUUAAGGUGGAUCAGAUUCCAGGAGCAAGUCAGUGGGUUAUGCAAACUCCUAAACCAGAACAGAGAAACUUUAACAUCCCUUGAACUCAUUCAUUGCAAGCUAUCUUCAGCUUCUGUUAAUUCAAUUUGUGAUGCUCUACUCCAUAAUAGAAAAACACAUGGUGUACUGCACUUCUCAAUUAAUGCAUCAUACUUCGAUGAAACUGACCCUGUUGCUCUUCCUUCGGGACUAGUAUCAUUUUUGUCAUUAGGAAGGAAUUUAUAUUCUUUCAAACUCUGUGAGAACUUCCUGGGCAAAAAUUUUGGGAAACUUGUCUUUCACACUCUUCUUGAUGCUUCAUCUUGUUUAUCUGACCUUGAUCUUUCUGAAAAUAAUAUGGCAGGAUGGCUCUCCAAUUUUAAUAGGAGAUCUUUGAGCGGCAUUCCAGCAUUUUCUAUUGCUGGCAAGUCCUUGCAAUCACUGCGUGUACUCAAUUUAAGGGGAAACGAGCUGCGCAAAGAUGAUGCAGAUAACCUAAGAUAUGCUUUGGCUCAUAUACCAAACUUGGAGUUCUUGGAUAUAAGUGAUAAUCCCAUCGAGGAUGAUGGAAUCAGGAACUUAAUCCCUUAUUUUGUUGAAGUUUCUGAAAGAAGCUUUCCUUUUGCUGAUCUAAAUUUAGAGAACUGUGAGCUUUCCUGUGAUGGAGUCACACAACUCUUAAAUGUGUUGACGACUUUAAGGAAACCACUGAGGUCACUUUCUCUUGCAGAUAAUAGCCUUGGAAGCUCGGUAGCAGCAGCUUUGGGUGUUUUCAUGCGGAAAUCAAUUCAAGUACUGAAUGUUGAAGGCAUUGGCUUGGGUCCAUGCGGGUUUCAGGAUUUAAUUGAAGGAAUACCUGAAGGGUCAAAUAUUGUGAACAUCAAUAUAAGCAAAAACCGUGGUGGGAUAGAGAUAGCAACAUUUUUGUUGAAGCUCUUGCCUGGGGCAUCAGAUCUUGUUUCUGUCAAUGCGUCAUACAAUCUAAUGCCCGUUGAAUCCUUAAGCAUCAUUCGUUCUGCCCUGAAAAGCGCUAAAGGUAACCUAAAGCUAUUGGAUUUGGGGGGAAACAAUUGGGAUGGUCAAAAGGCUGAAGAUUCACUGUUCGCGGAGUUUCGGGAUGGUGACAGGAAAAUUUUAAUAGAUUCAUCAUCACCAACUUUGGAUGGACUCUAUGAUGGUGACCCGUAGUCGAGUUUGGCUGUAGCAUCAUAUAACCGUUCGAGCUCGUGGAAAUUUUUGGACUGCAUAUACGACCCACCAACAUGUAAUGUCAAGUUGUCUUUGACUUCGUUCUUUUUUGCUGUGUUUACAAGUAUUUUUGCCUUCACUUCUUGCAGUAAAAGCAGAUAGUGUGAUUAUGCUCAGUUAUUGGUCAAUCCAUUGAGCUGUAAAGAAAUAAAGUACGUAGAACUUAUAUAUCAUCGGCUUAAUGGAAUAGGCCGUUCUUAACAUUUUAUUGUUGAGGUAUCAGAUCCUUGCUACGUU